AUGAUGUCCAGUACCGCCAUCUUGUCCGUCGUGGCCGGCUGCGUCGCUUCGCUUUCCCAGGUCAGCGCCCAUGGCUACAUGUACAUCCCGCUGGCCGAGUUCACGGACUCGGUUACGUCGGCCUGGAUCGUGCAGAUCGAGCCUCAGUGGACUGGCGACUGGGACAGCUGCAGCAGCAGCGAUGACGACUGCUUGACGACGCUGUACGCAUUGCUCAAGGAGUCGAAUGGCUACAGCGACAUCCGCACGCUGCUGGACAGCGACACCUCGCUGUACGGAGCUGACUGCGGCUUCACCAAUCCGGAUGCUUCGCCGAAGGAUCCGCCCACCACCGGCGACCCGACCUUUUCUCGUUGCAUGGUGCACGCGAGCCCUUGCGAAAUAUGGCUGGACGAUACGAUGGUGCUGAGCAACGAUGACUGUCAGACUGCGUACGGGGACGGCACUCAGGAGACGGCGUCGGUGUUCACGCCGGUGGACUACUCGUCAUGCUCGACCAGCGGCUGCAUGCUGCGCUUCUACUGGUUGGCGUUCCAGGGCGUUGAUAGCAAGAUGGUGUGGCAGGUGUACAAGGACUGCGUACCGUUGACGGGCCCAGCUGAAGGCACCGCCAGCACCAACUCAACGUCCUCGACCUCGGCCACUGCCAGUUCUUCCACCACGGACAGCUCGUCCACGCAGGAUACCCCAGCGUCGAGCAACAGCGGCACAUCGACGGAAACCGAGGCUCCUAGCACGGAUGCUCCGGAAGCCACGGCGGCUCGGAUGAAGCUAGUACGGAGACGGCACCGGAGGCGCCUGCCUCGACGCCGUCCCCGUCGACGAAGUGCAACGCCCGCAAGCGCCAGUAAAAAUUGA
Messenger RNA from Phytophthora sojae, 858 nucleotides. RefSeq lists its product as hypothetical. The coding region runs from base 1 to 858 and encodes 285 amino acids. NCBI's taxonomy places the organism in Eukaryota, Oomycota, Peronosporomycetes, Peronosporales, Peronosporaceae. The transcript has a single exon. The record is from RefSeq and is a predicted model, not a curated record.